Lepidothrix coronata (blue-crowned manakin) is the source of this 2234-nucleotide messenger RNA. RefSeq names its product ribonuclease/angiogenin inhibitor 1 (gene RNH1). Gene Ontology annotation, cellular component: cytoplasm. The record is from RefSeq and is a predicted model, not a curated record. Bases 16 to 1530 code for a protein of 504 amino acids. Gene Ontology annotation, molecular function: protein binding. The transcript has 11 exons. Lineage: Eukaryota; Metazoa; Chordata; Aves; Passeriformes; Pipridae.
UCGCGAGAAGAGAAUAUGUGCGCGCCCGUUGGAGGAAAGUGCAGGGCACCAUGUGUACGACAGCAGAGGUUGCGUGGUAACGGCAGCAGGGAGGCGCCAGCUCUGCCUUCCUCGCUCCCCGGACGGCACCGAGAGCAAGGUCUUAUCUCAACUGUCAAAAUGGAGCUUGACAUCCAGUGUGAGGAGAUGAGCCCAUCCAGAUGGGCUGAACUUCUGACUACAAUGAAAUCCUGCAAAACCAUCAGGUUGGAUGACUGCAAUCUCUCCAGCAGUAACUGUGAGGAUCUCUCUUCCAUCAUCAAUACAAAUCCAUCCCUCACAGAGCUGAAGCUGAACAACAAUGAACUGGGAGAUGCAGGUGUUGAAUACCUGUGUAAAGGGUUGCUGAUGCCAAGCUGUAGCCUACAGAAGUUAUGGCUGCAAAACUGCAAUCUGACAAGUGCCAGCUGUGAGACCCUGCGGUCUGUCCUCAGUGCACAGCCAUCCCUGACAGAGCUGCACGUGGGUGACAACAGACUGGGAACUGCUGGAGUGAAGGUGCUGUGUCAAGGGAUGAUGAACCCCAGCUGUAAGCUGCAGAAGCUGCAGCUGGAAUAUUGUGAACUCACAGCUGAUAUUGUGGAAGCUCUCAAUGCCGCUCUGCAAAGCAAGCCCACCCUGAAGGAACUCAGCCUGAGCAACAACACUCUGGGAGAUACAGCUGUAAAGCAGCUGUGCCGGGGACUGGUGGAGGCAAGCUGCAACCUAGAGUUACUACACCUGGAGAACUGUGGCAUAACCAGCGACAGCUGUCGGGAUAUUAGCACUGUUCUCAGUAACAAGUCAUCACUGAUGGAUCUCUCUGUGGGGGAUAACAAGAUCGGGGACUCCGGGCUGGCUCUGCUUUGCCAAGGACUGAUGCAUCCUAACUGCAAAAUCCAGAAGCUGUGGUUAUGGGACUGUGAUCUCACAAGUGCUAGCUGUAAAGAUCUCUCCAGACUCAUCAGUACAAAAGAGACCCUCAAAGAGAUCAGUCUAAUAGACAAUAACCUGAGAGACUCAGGGAUGGAAAUGCUGUGUCAGGCGCUCAAGGAUCCCAAAUCUAAACUUCAGGAGCUAUGGGUUAGGGAGUGCGGGCUCACGACUGCUUGCUGCAAGGUUGUCAGCUCUGCUCUCAGCACCAACAAGCACUUGAAAGUACUGCACAUGGGUGAGAACAAGUUGGGAGAUGCAGGUGUUGAACUCCUCUGUGAAGGGCUGCUGCACCCCAACUGCAACAUCCAGUCCUUAUGGCUGGGUAACUGCGAUCUGACGGCAGCCUGCUGUGCCACCCUCGCCACCGUCAUGACCACCAAGCAGUGCCUUACCGAGCUGGACCUGAGCUACAACCCUCUGGAAGACGAAGGCAUCAGGAAGAUCUGUGAAGCCUUGAGGAAUCCCAGCUGCAACGUGCAGCAGUUAAUUUUGUAUGACAUUUUGUGGAGUGCUGAAGUGGAUGAUGAACUGAGAGCCUUGGAAGACUCCAAGCCUGAAGUGAAGAUCAUUUCAUGAGUGGUGACUGCCUGCAAAACAACGUCAAAGCAACAUCCUCUUCUUAAUCUGAACUUUCCAUACGUGAAGCUAAUUAACUUAAUAGAGAAUUUUCUUGUACCGAAACCAUUUUUGGAUUCCCUGAUUGGGUGUCUGGAGAGCUGAUUGAUCUCCUGUGCAUCUCUGGAUGUACUAACUCUGAGGCUCAUGAAAGCUGCAGCAUCACUAUCCUUGAAAUAAACAAUUACUGUCUUAUAGAAGUGGGUCUCUAGCCUUUAGGAGCUCUUUAAUCCUAUAAUCCCUUCUAAUGAAUUAGUUGGGCUUUAAAGAGAGCUCCUUUCCCAAGGCAAGAGAACUAUGCACUGUAUUGUUACUGCAUGUUGCUUUUGAUAGGUCUCUGGGGGAGGCUCUCAAAAAACCGAAAUGUUUUUUAAUCUAAAAUGGAGUUCUCCCCUGUCUUUCCCUGAAAGAGUUAUUUGAAAAGCAGUGGUGGCCAGGGCACUAGAGAAAAAAAAGAAAUGAGCAGCUAUUCAGCUGUGUAAUGUCAAAACUGGUGUCCUUUGAAAAGUGAUUUUCCUACAAAAGAUGCUGUGUGCAUUCCUGCUAGUAUGGGAAAUUAUUAAAUGAUUGAUGUGUUUGCUCUGGCAAAGAGUGGUUCUACAGGAACUUUAUACUUAAUUUUUCUACUUAUAAAAAUAAAAUAUAUCUGUAUAUUUCUCCUUUAA